Molecule: messenger RNA, 1036 nt
Organism: Ctenocephalides felis (cat flea)
Lineage: Eukaryota; Metazoa; Arthropoda; Insecta; Siphonaptera; Pulicidae
Gene: Pex11ab
Product: peroxisomal membrane protein 11B
Exons: 3
Coding region: 195-941 (248 amino acids)
Biological process (GO): peroxisome fission; regulation of peroxisome size
Cellular component (GO): peroxisomal membrane
Source: RefSeq, a predicted model, not a curated record
UAAAUUUGUGUACAAAUAUGAAAUGUUUCCGACAUUCAUUAAAAUUUCUUUUAUUCAAAUACAAAAUGUAGCAUUUAAUAAAAUAAUACAACAAUUAACUGUCAGCCAUUUUAUCUUCUGAGCAAAAUAACCUUUUUACCAUGUUUAUCUAAAUUUAUAAAAUUGACCUUUAAACCUUUCCCGAUUUAUUAAAAAUGGAUUUGUAUAUAAAAUUAAAUGCGCAAGCAGGAGGCAGGGAUAAAAUAAUUAGACUUCUUCAGUAUCUGAGCAGAACUUUGUGGGACUUCCUGCAGAAACAUGGACAAAAUCAGGAAGUAAUUGACAAGUUGAAAAGUUUGGAGUUUACAUUCAGCUCAUUCAGGAAAUUGCUGCGUUUGGGAAAAUGCAUAGAUGUUUUCUACUCUUCAUUGUCAACUAUACAUUAUCCAGACCUCACAAUUAGAAUUACAUUGACAUUGAGCAAACUAGCAACUGCCUUAUUUUUAUUUGCUGAUCACAUUAUAUGGUUUGCAAGAUCUGGUGUUUUUCAAAAUAUUAAUCUCGAGAAAUGGAACAAUAUCGCCAAUAGAUACUGGUUAAUGAGCAUUACUUUGAAUCUGGUCAGAGAUGUAUAUGAAAUUAUGAAUAUACUAAAGUGUAACAAAGGUAUCAUAUUUGCAAAGAAAGGACAAGGUUUGACGAGAGUAGGAAAAAGCGAAAGUGUAUGCCCUAUUAAUAUAAAUGAUGUUUUGCCAGUAUUUUUGAGAGGUUUUCAAUGCGUGCAAGGACAAACUGAUGUGUUCGUGGACACAAUAAAAAAUGCUUGUGAUUUUUUUAUCCCCUUAACUGCUUUGGGAUAUACAAGACUCAGUCCAGCAAUGGUUGGCAGCUUAGGAGUCAUAUCGUCCAUUGCAGGAAUUUUGGCUUUGGUAAAACCAAUGGCCAAAUUAACACCAAGUUGAAAUGCUUUACUAUUAUUGUUUGUAUAAUAUUAUUUAAUUGCAUAAAAGUAUUCAAUAUUAUUCUUUUUAUAUUGUACCUGUGAUGGUUGGUGAGA